Messenger RNA from Pieris napi, 692 nucleotides. RefSeq names its product ankyrin repeat domain-containing protein 39. NCBI's taxonomy places the organism in Eukaryota, Metazoa, Arthropoda, Insecta, Lepidoptera, Pieridae. Gene Ontology annotation, molecular function: protein binding. Bases 37 to 561 code for a protein of 174 amino acids. The transcript has 3 exons. The record is from RefSeq and is a predicted model, not a curated record.
UAAAUAUUUGUAUUUUAUGAGUAAUUUUUAACACCAAUGGAGGGCAGCCACUGUAAUCAUGAUUGUCAUAUAACAAAUGCUAACAAAUCAGUUUGUCAAACUCUAUCUGAAAUGGAUUGGGAGAGGGGAAUUUGGAAUGCAGCAUUUUCUGGAGAUAAGGAUAGGAUAACAGAAUUGAUAAAUAAAAGUAGAAACAUUACAGAAACUGUGAAUGCACCAGAUAAUGCUGGCUAUACUGCUUUGCACUAUGCAGCAAGAAAUGGUCAUUUAGAUAUUUGUAAGCUUCUUCUUGGAUAUGGAGCAAUUCUUGAUGUUCAAACAAAGAGUGGAAAAGCUACACCUUUACAUAAAGCUGCAGCUACUGGCAAACUGUCAACUGUAAAAUUUCUCAUAGAGUCUGGAGCUAAAACUGAUUUGAUAGAUGACGAUGGAAAAACUAUACUGCAUAAAGCUGUCGAGUAUAAACGAGAAGAUUUAGUUAAUAUGCUGCUUGAAACACAUCCUACCCUUCAAAAUGUAAAGGACAAAAGAGGCUUAUUGCCCUUAGAUUAUAAGACAUAAUGAUAAUUUAAAACUUGUCCCCUUGAGAGUCAUGAUAAUAUAAGGUACAAUUUUAUCAUAUCUGUUUGUUACAUAUAUUAAUAUUUUUCUGAUUACCAGUUAAAGUCCAUGUAUUUUUUUUUUGAGUUACA